This is a messenger RNA of Aspergillus niger, 1248 nucleotides long. RefSeq lists its product as uncharacterized. Gene Ontology annotation, molecular function: oxidoreductase activity, acting on the CH-CH group of donors; flavin adenine dinucleotide binding. The record is from RefSeq and is a predicted model, not a curated record. The transcript is spliced from 3 exons. NCBI's taxonomy places the organism in Eukaryota, Fungi, Ascomycota, Eurotiomycetes, Eurotiales, Aspergillaceae. Bases 1 to 1248 code for a protein of 415 amino acids.
AUGUCGCAGCUGUCUUCUAAUCCAAUCCCAUUUUCGGAGCCGCCAUAUCUCUGCGGGCUUCCUUCGCCCUACUACUCGCCGGGCCAUCGUCGCUUUCAGAAAGCGUGUCGCGAAUUUUUCUGGGAGCAUUUACACAGUCAUGCGGCAGAGUAUGAGAAGGCCGGACAGGUUCCCGAGCAUCGCUUGGGAAUUGCCGACAUCCUGGGAGUCAAGGUGGAGGACUGGGACUAUAUGUACACGGGAAUUUAUUUUGACGAGAUGGCACGAUCCGGUAUGGCUGGGCCGGGUUCAUCCCUGAACGCCGGAUUCAACUUUGCGAUUCCGCCUGUCCUGAAGUAUGGCAGCCGGGAGCUGCAGGAACGCUUUCUCCCGGAUCUUUUGACUGGUCGCAAACGCUGCUGUAUCGCUAUCACGGAGCCAGAGGCAGGCAGCGAUGUUGCCAACAUCACCACGACAGCGACCAAGACACCAGACGGCAAGUAUUACCUGGUCAAUGGCGCGAAGAAGUGGAUCACCAACGGGAUCUGGUCUGACUUUGCGACCAUGGCCGUUCGCACCGGUGGUCCGGGAGCGUCUGGCCUUUCUCUUCUGCUCGUUCCAUUGAAGGGGCACCCCGGCGUCACGAUGCGCCCGCUCAAGGUCACCGGCCCGAUCACUAGUGGAACCACCUACAUUGAAUUGGACGAUGUCAAGGUGCCUGUGGAGAAUUUAGUCGGCCGAGAGGGGGACGGCAUGCGAAUGAUCAUGACGAACUUCAACCACGAACGCCUUUCGAUCGCGGUCGGCGUCACGCGACAGGCUCGUGUGGCCCUGUCCACCGCCUUCCAAUACUGCCUGAAACGAGAGGCCUUUGGCAAAACACUCAUGGACCAACCCGUUGUUCGAAACCGCCUCGCUAGGGCGGGCGCUGAGUUGGAAACGCUGGGGGCCUUUGUUGAGCAGCUCCUCUACCAACUGUGUCAUCUUUCCAAGGAAGAGGGGGAUCGCAGGCUGGGUGGGAUCACUGCCCUCGCCAAGGCCAAGGCGGGAAUGGUGCUGAACGAGUGUGCACAGUGUGCGAUUCUCCUAUUUGGUGGAGCCGGGUUGACCCAAGGCGGACAGGGCGAGCUGGUCGAGUCGAUUCUCCGGGAGGUGCCAGCUGCCCGGAUCCCGGGUGGUAGUGAGGAUGUUUUGCUUGACCUGGCCGUGCGACAGUUGGUGAAGGUCUAUCAAACGGGGCAGAGGAAGUUGAAUCAGUCGAAGAUGUAG